This is a messenger RNA of Aplosporella prunicola CBS 121167, 2864 nucleotides long. RefSeq lists its product as uncharacterized. Bases 308 to 2668 code for a protein of 786 amino acids. The transcript has 12 exons. Gene Ontology annotation, molecular function: ATP binding; ATP-dependent chromatin remodeler activity. Lineage: Eukaryota; Fungi; Ascomycota; Dothideomycetes; Botryosphaeriales; Aplosporellaceae. The record is from RefSeq and is a predicted model, not a curated record.
GGCCGAUCUCACCGGCUGGAUCACAUGCGGAAGCCAGUACCAACUCAGUUUCAGAACGGCAAUACUCGGUCUCGUCCAUAACCAGACUUCCGAUCCUGUUCCCCGACUUUACGAGCCGGACUAUGAUACGUGCUUCGGGGUGGUAACAUUACUGUGAUAUUGCCAGUGGGAAUGAGCUAACUGUCAACAGAUACAACUAAACGCUCCAAACCUACGACUGGAUAAUCUCGGAAAUACUGAUGUAUCUCGCAUUGAUGUAAAGCUUAAAUUCGAUGGCCAUAUCGCAACGGUACGCAACUACGAAUCUAUGGCAUACGGAGGGCUUCUCGAGCGCAAGAAUUCGGAACCCCUAGUCGAUCUCUUAGGAAGAUUCACUGUAACUUUAUUUGCAUUUUUGCUUCUAAAGAAGAUCAAGAAGGCCAACAAAGUUGAGAACAAACUAGCGGAGUACAAAUUGUGCAUUGCAGUUCAUGGAGAACAAAAGAACGCGAAUGCUAUUGGGGAGCUGCUAGGUAAUUCAGAGAUAUACCUUCAGCCUCCUCAAGCAUUCCAGCCAUCAGUACCGUACUUCAACCCGCAAUACUUGUACCGGCCAGGUACUGAAGACAUGAUUCAAGAUUCAUAUAACCAAAGUACAGAAUGUUCCAGCUCCGCGAUCUUGGCUGAUGACGAUCCGUUGAAAUAUAAAGUUCUUCAGGUGUUUGAUUCCGCCGAAGGUCCUCAACAUUUUGCUGAAAUUCGGGCAAGCUCCCGUUUGCGCACGUCACUGAAACCUCAUCAAGUGAAGGCGUUAUCUAUGAUGAUGGAAAAGGAAAGUGGAAGACUUGAUGGCAAUGAAUUCGGCACCAUGUGGGCUCCAUUCACUCACAUCGAUGGAAAAAUAAGGUAUCGGAAUACCGCCAUUGAUUUCGUUCAAUCCGAAAAACCGCACCUAUGUCUUGGUGGUCUUCUUGCUGAUGAAAUGGGUCUUGGUAAAACUCUAUCGAUGCUCGCCCUCAUUACGCUACAGCUUGACCGCAUGAAAAAUCCAAAUGCUAAACAUGCUGACUCCUCUCCGAUACAAACCACGUUGAUCAUUACUCCUAUGUCGGUUCUUCAAAUAUGGGAAGAGCAAAUCAAGAGACAUACGCAUCCCGGAACACUAUCCUACUGUGUUUACCAUGGCUCUUCAAGGCAAAAUUCGUGGCCCAAGCUGAAUGAAUUCGACAUUGUCCUCACCACGUAUGAUACCCUUGUAUCAGAGUCCGAAGCAAGAAAACGGCGAAACAGGGAAGCAAAAGCUCUCAACGGACUUAAAUGGCACAGAAUUGUUCUUGAUGAGGCUCACAUGAUCCGAAAUCCGUCUUCGAAACGUCACCGAGUUUUAAAGGAGCUGAAAGCAAGGCAUCGCUGGUGUCUCACUGGAAGCCCUAUGUUCAACCGUGUCGAAGAUUUUGGAGCAUUGCUCAGCUUCCUCCGCAUCACUCCCUUCAAUGAUCUACGCUUUUUCAACUCCGAAGUUACAAACAACUUGAGGAGCAACCCGGAAAAGGCACUAGAUACCCUCCGAAAACUUGUCCGAUCCACCUCCCUCCGGAGGACCAAGGCAUCGGUUUUUGGGGAUCUUGAGAUGCAACCUCGAGAAACCCGAAUCGAGGAAGUUUUCCUUAACGAUGAAGAACGCGAGCGAUAUGAGAUCCUUAAGAAAAGCUAUUCAAGGAUCCUCGAGACACAACCGUUUUCGAAGAAGGCAAAAACGUCCACACAAAGCAUCUUCCAGACGAUAUCAAGGCUUCGGAGAUUCUGCGAUCAUGGCUCGGAACUUCUUCCACGAGCUGCUCUGGCAAUCUUCGAAGGCUUUGUUGAUGAAGAUGCAGUUGCAAAUGAACUAUUCAAAUCGUCGGAUAUCUGUGCAAUCUGCACGAAGUCACUGAAGAUCCGAGGAAAGGAUGAAGAAGUAGACCCGCAGCUAGACUGCGGACAUCCAGUUUGCUCUCGCUGCGAGAAGAAAGACGAUAGCUUACUUACUGAUGGAGGAAGUUGCAGGCUGUGUCUUGACAGCAGAGCAUUGACCCCGAUACCUAGCACGACACCUGGACGUCUCUCUACAAAUCCUCAAUCUAUCGAUUCCAUGGACUUUGAUAUGGCAUACAAACCAUCAUCCAAAGUUGUGGCUUUGUUGAAGAACCUCCAAGCUGAAAGAGCAGAUCCAACAUGGCCGCCACUAAAAAGUGUGGUCUUUUCUUGCUGGACCAAAAUGUUGGACCAAAUUGAAAAGGCUCUCAAGCUCAACGGCAUCCAAUUUAAGCGCAUUGAUGGCAGCAAGUCCGAUCGUGCGAGACGCACUGCGCUAGAAAAGUUCCGCACACACGAGGGGUACUGCGUCCUCCUUGCUUCCAUUGGAAGUGCCGGUGUUGGGUUGGACCUCACAGCCACUUCCAGAGUGUACAUGAUAGAACCGCAAUGGAGUCCAAUGGCGGAAGAACAAGCUCUGGACAGAGUGCACCGAAUGGGCCAGACUCGGAACGUGGUUGCCACGCGGUACGUGGUGCGGAAUUCCAUCGAGGAAUAUGUCAUUGCCGUGCAAGAAAUGAAGUCCAGCGUCAUCAAACGCUCACUCGAGAACAACGAGCACAUGGAAUAUCUGUCUGUCAGGGAAAGGUUCAUGAAGUAUCUUGAAGAAUCAUAGCCUUGAUUUGGAAAGCCAUGCGUAGGGAAUAGGAAAUUAUCCGUACCUGGUAUCGUGCUCCUGAUUUCACGUAUACUACUACAACAGUACUUGGUAGAACAAACAAGGCGAAUGAAAAUAAAGUAAAUAAAUCGGAAACGAACAGUGGUGGUUCGGACUCGUGAAAUGGAUCUCUAAAAAAAAUCGUGCGAGAUUU